This is a messenger RNA of Radiomyces spectabilis, 490 nucleotides long. RefSeq names its product magnesium transporter. The transcript has 4 exons. Gene Ontology annotation, cellular component: EMC complex; Golgi apparatus; early endosome. Bases 103 to 423 code for a protein of 106 amino acids. NCBI's taxonomy places the organism in Eukaryota, Fungi, Mucoromycota, Mucoromycetes, Mucorales, Radiomycetaceae. The record is from RefSeq and is a predicted model, not a curated record.
UUGAUCCAUGAAAACCCGUGCAGUAAGCUUGAAAUUCAAUUCAAUCUUCUUUUUCAGUGUGCCUGCCACUGUUUCAUUUUCUAUCAAACCUUCCAUUGCCACAUGUUAGCCAAAUCAAUAGCCAUCCUGGGCACGUUGUUCCUUGCUCAUGCUGCUUAUUCAACUUAUGAACAUCUCGCGUACUUGAAGGCCGUCGACCGGUCAUCUUCCGACAUUCCCAUCGAAAUUGUAGUGGAGUGUUUAUUGGCUGCUUUCGUGGCACUGGUGGGCGUCAUUCUCAACGCAGACAACUUCAAAAACGUGCUUAUGGAAGUCGAAAUUGCCAAAUUAACUAUUGACAAAAUCGACACCCGGCCAUCCUUUACCACCUUCAACCACCGCAAAAUCGUAUCCACCCAUACGCAGCUCGACAGAAGAUUAUAGCUACUUUUGAACUCUCUCUCUCCUUCAAAUGUCGCUAAUAAAAUGGGGAGGAUAGUUUGACGGAGCC